CAAGAAUAAUUAAUCAUCUCUACUUUGUUUGUUCAAGCACUAAGCAGUCAAGAUGGAAGUCGUAAAACAAUUCAAUUCGGAACUUUCGUCUCUUUACGAGACAAAGCCUCCGAUAUCGAAGGCCAAGAUGAUUUCAAUAACUCGGACAGCCAUGAAAGCAAUCAAAUUCUACAAGCAUGUUGUACAAAGUGUGGAGAAGUUUAUACAAAAGUGCAAGCCCGAGUACAAAGUACCAGGGCUGUAUGUGAUUGAUUCAAUAGUGCGCCAAUCCCGUCAUCUGUUUGGCACCGAGAAAGAUGUGUUUGCGCCGAGGUUUGCCAGAAAUUUACAGCAAACUUUCGUCCAUCUCUUCAACUGUCCUCCAGAAGACAAGAGCAAGGUGAUCCGAGUGCUAAACUUGUGGCAGAAGAACAACGUUUUUGAUUCGGAACAGAUUCAGCCAUUGUUUGAUUUGGCGGAUCCUAACCAUCCGAUUCACAAGGAACAGCAGGCUCUGGCUCCCAGCAACGGAAUUGCCCCCGCCAACGCCAAUACUACACCAAAGAAUGUUUCAGUCAAGGAGUCCGGGAGUGCUGGAUGGGUCAACCAACUUAACUCAGACUCACACUCAACUGUCCAACAGAAAGCUCCUAGCAAGGUGAUCCGAGUGCUAAACUUGUGGCAGAAGAACAACGUUUUUGAUUCGGAACAGAUUCAGCCAUUGUUUGAUUUGGCGGAUCCUAACCAUCCGAUUCACAAGGAACAGCAGGCUCUGGCUCCCAGCAACGGAAUUGCCCCCGCCAACGCCAAUACUACACCAAAGAAUGUUUCAGUCAAGGAGUCCGGGAGUGCUGGAUGGGUCAACCAACUUAACUCAGACUCACACUCAACUGUCCAACAGAAAGCUCCUAGCAAGGUGAUCCGAGUGCUAAACUUGUGGCAGAAGAACAACGUUUUUGAUUCGGAACAGAUUCAGCCAUUGUUUGAUUUGGCGGAUCCUAACCAUCCGAUUCACAAGGAACAGCAGGCUCUGGCUCCCAGCAACGGAAUUGCCCCCGCCAACGCCAAUACUACACCAAAGAAUGUUUCAGUCAAGGAGUCCGGGAGUGCUGGAUGGGUCAACCAACUUAACUCAGACUCACACUCAACUGUCCAACAGAAAGCUCCUAGCAAGGUGAUCCGAGUGCUAAACUUGUGGCAGAAGAACAACGUUUUUGAUUCGGAACAGAUUCAGCCAUUGUUUGAUUUGGCGGAUCCUAACCAUCCGAUUCACAAGGAACAGCAGGCUCUGGCUCCCAGCAACGGAAUUGCCCCCGCCAACGCCAAUACUACACCAAAGAAUGUUUCAGUCAAGGAGUCCGGGAGUGCUGGAUGGGUCAACCAACUUAACUCAGACUCACACUCAACUGUCCAACAGAAAGCUCCUACCCCGGGACAACAACAACUGCAACAGUUGCAGACUAUGUUGCUGGACCAACAGGCUGACAACAAGACUAAAUCUGCAGAGUCCGAUCAGAUUGAAGGGAAAAUGGAAGACAUUCAAAACAAUAACUCACAACUAGACGAUUUAAAACAGCAGCUUACAAAACUAAUCAAGGAUUGUGAAGAACUAUACACCACCUACAAUGAGAAAAGAAAUAAGGUACUUGAAAUGAAAGGCAGCAAACCCAAAGAGGGUUGGGGAGAUGAUGCUUGGAACUCUACCCCAGCUGCGUGGAACUCUGAGGAGGAGACCUAUUCAGCCCAGACCGACGGAGAAACAGACCUCAACAAGUCAAGAUCCUCUUCCAGACGUUCACUGAAGCCGAGUGAGAUAAACUGCACAAGUCCUUGGCUCCCUUCAAAAUCGAGGUCACAAAGAUCCAGCGUGGGGUCCAACCCGUUUGGAGGCUACACCAACGUGAGUGUGAGCAGUGAUGACUACCAGUUCUCUGAGGAUGCGAGUCAGAGACUAAAACGAGAUGAGAGACUGUUCUCCAUAGGGAGCACACGCUCUAUCAACAGCGACACCAGGAUCUCUAUCAAGUAG
Molecule: messenger RNA, 2008 nt
Organism: Macrosteles quadrilineatus (aster leafhopper)
Lineage: Eukaryota; Metazoa; Arthropoda; Insecta; Hemiptera; Cicadellidae
Exons: 16
Coding region: 53-2008 (651 amino acids)
Cellular component (GO): nucleus
Molecular function (GO): RNA binding
Source: RefSeq, a predicted model, not a curated record